This is a messenger RNA of Macrobrachium nipponense, 3265 nucleotides long. RefSeq lists its product as uncharacterized. Gene Ontology annotation, cellular component: membrane. Gene Ontology annotation, molecular function: ligand-gated monoatomic ion channel activity. Bases 570 to 3086 code for a protein of 838 amino acids. The transcript is spliced from 17 exons. NCBI's taxonomy places the organism in Eukaryota, Metazoa, Arthropoda, Malacostraca, Decapoda, Palaemonidae. The record is from RefSeq and is a predicted model, not a curated record.
GCCCACAAGAACAUGCUGGGAAUGAGUGACGUACGUCAAGUUCUGAAUCCUUGUCCACCAGGGGUUGGCCUUUAACACUUCAAAAGGCAAGACCUCGCCCCAAAGGGAGUUUAGCAGGGAACUGUCUGUGGGGAAGAAUAAUUAGGAUUACAUUGGUGAUAGAGAUCAAGUAAAAAUGUCAACUCAUUGACAACGACCACGAGGAUCGUCAGGAUGAGGUGGGGGCAAUUUCUCGUGCUGUUCUGACGGAUCGUUGCUGCUGUCACUGCUGUUCACGUUUACCGGUCGUGUUUCCAAGGAGAUGUAACUGGCGAAAAGGACGUCGCCCUUUGGAAUCCUUUCGAAGGACGCUGCUUGGAAGGAAUUAUCAGAGUCUGAAGGAGACGGAGUAGUCAGAAGUGUCCUCCAACAGAUCGGAAACUAGAGGACAAUACAAAACAAAGGAAGGACAAAUGAUGCAAAAGAAGGCCGAUAAAUGACUGACCUCGCAUGAGCAAAGAGAGAUAAGGUCUUCAGUUUCCACGAGGGCAUCCCACAGAGGCCUUUUAUUACUGCUGUUAUAUAAAAACAUGGCCUACGUGCAGCUGAGGUUAUUCUCCGUGUUCUUCAUUUUGAGUAUCAAUCUUUGCCUGGAAUUGAAUAAUGAAGACAAUUCGACGGAACUGGACAACGCCAGCGAUGUCCCUCGAGUUGUCCCUGCGUUCCAGCCCCGAGGUCGAUAUCCCUCAGGGAAAGGAGAGAAGAAUCGAACGAAUCGUCAAUCGCGAGGAGCUUUCGUCUCCUGGUCGCGCCUUCUUAGGGAAAAUAGCGAAUCCAUGGGUGCGUUUUAUGCGAAACGUUUUGACAGCCCUGUGACAUUGGGGUUAACGAAGAGGGAAAUGGAUUCAAAUGAACAGCUUCAGCUUUGUGGUCACCAUCCAAAUGGAUCUACUGGUGAUGCUCUUGAAGAAAAACUAGUAGUGGAAAGAAGGAAUAGGCCGACUAGAGCAGCAACAUUAUUGAACUCUGAGAGAAGAAACGAGACGGAGGAAUCGAGUGGUCAGGCCAGUGGUGAAUUUGAAAUCCCUGUUAGAAAGAAUGACCAAGGAGUUAGUGAUAGUGCAAUAAACUUUCCUCAUUCUGAAAAGUUGACAAAAUCUAGAGGUUUUGCAGUCAAGUCCUACGUAAGUCGCCACGUGAAGAAGAAUCCGUCAUGCGCAGACACCAGUGGGCUAGACCUCGAUCUGGCACAAGCUGUGACUGACGUCAUUCGAACGAUCACUGUGUCGCAUCUUUAUCUCGUGUUCCAGUCGAAAACUAGUGACUGUUUGCUGGAGAAGCUGUGGCUGCAGAACACAGCGACGGAGGUCGUGGAUGUAAGUAAAUGGUGGUCAAGGGUGUCCAAACUCACUUACAGGAGCUACUCGCAACACUUGUUAUUGGGGUCUGUCGAGUGGAUCACUGCAGUGAUGGAUAAGAUAAAAUUGUUUUAUGAUAACUCUUCAAUCAACGCAAUGCACACGAAAUGGAUUUGGGCGGUGUCUGACCUAAACUCAACUGACCCAGCCUCGCCCCCGAGACCGCCUUCGUCAGGAGAGCAAACGUCUGUCGUGGAGAGGGUCUCGAAGAGCCUCAAGGAGGGAAUGAGAGGUGUUUUGGUAUUCAGGGAACGAAAGAUAAGCUCGGCUCAUUCUUCAGAAAAGUCUCCGGAAUUCAGAGAGAACGGGCAAAUCAAAGUUGCGGCUGUAGUGGCCUCUGGUGACGGUUCCUGGAAUCUCGCUGUAGCUAGUAUCUGGAGUUCUGGGACACUUCAAAACUUCAGUCCCCUUUGGCCGGAACCAGCUUUAAACUUCCAAAACCGGACGAUUAGAGUGAGCUGUAUCAACAAACCAAUGGUGUUCGAGUACCAGGAAGGCCUUGGUCUGGAGGCAGCCACUGGUUACCUAAGUGACGUCAUGAGGAUCGCCCAAGUGAGGUUGAACUUCACGGAUGUUAUGCUACCCACAGUGGGCUUUGGAACCCCGGAGCCCAAUGGUUCCUGGAAUGGCAUGAUUGGAGCUCUAUACCGGAAGGAAGCAGACAUGUCGCCCCUGGAUUUCAGCCCGUCUUACGCUCGGUCUCUGGUGGUGGAAUUUGGGGUCCCCGUGAGUGAGGACAUCCUGAUCAUCGUGUCCAAAGCGCCUUCUGUGAUCAUCAAACCUUUCCUCAUCCUACAGAUAUUCUCCCCUUCCGCGUGGGCAUUCAUUGUCGCCGGAGGGCUCUUCAUCGAACUGGUGGUGGAACUCAUGCUGAGGACUGAAUCGACCUUUGAGUCGUCUGAAAAGCAGCGGUCGACCAUUACUCACACGCUGGGGAACAUCUUGAGGACCCUGGUGGGACAGCCCUGUGAGGAUUGGCCACCGAGAGACGCAGCUCGAGUUGCCAUCACCAGCGGCUUGUUCAUGGCCCUGGUUCUUGGGUCUUUGUACAAAGGCUUCAUAACGGCCUUCCUCGCUAUACCUUUCAGAUCGAAACCCUUAGACUCAGCAGAAGACCUUUUGGUUAGCAAGACCCGUCCAGCACUCAGAGAACAGACGCAGUUCGUUGAGACUUUAGUGUUCGCUGAGUAUGGAGUUCUUCAUCCAGUGCGAGACAAGGUUGGACUCUUCUCUGAGAGUUAUAUCUCUUCAGAGGGAUUUUUCGAGAAGGUAGCCGAUGGUACUUUUGCCCUGGCAGACAGCUAUAGCUCAGCUAUCGGUCGCGCGAAGCAGUUCGAGAGAAGAGGAAAGAGAUGCCGGUUUUACACAGGGAAAGUUCCGCUACGGAUUGACAUGGACGUUUUUGCUUUCUCCCAGAAUAGCCCCUUUUUGCAUGCCUUCGACGACACGAUGAAAUGGCUGCGAUUCUUUGGCAUCAUCGACUAUUUCAGAAACAAGUAUUAUGCUCUGCCCUGCAAAGCGGAAGUAAGCUCUAAUGACCCAGAGCCCAUGACUCUUAAUCAGAUCCAAGGCUGCCUCUACGUGCUGGGAAUUGGACUUGCCCUUGCAUCGGUCGCGUUCGUCUUGGAGUCUCUGUGGCCGCAAAUGGCGAGACGGGACUUCUCGAAAAGCGAGUCACCAGGCCCUUGACGUGUCGGGAAGUUCGUCGUUUCUGGCUGAGCUUCUUUUCCUUCCUUCCUUCCCUAUUCCUUUUGCCCCGGUUUCCCAUUUUCUCUCUCUGUCUGCCCAUUUCUCUUCCACAGAAAGGCUUACAGCUGUCAACAGUAAUAGCAUUCUUUGACAAGGAGACCCACAAAAUUACUGUGUAU